Molecule: messenger RNA, 2540 nt
Organism: Cornus florida
Lineage: Eukaryota; Viridiplantae; Streptophyta; Magnoliopsida; Cornales; Cornaceae
Product: MACPF domain-containing protein At1g14780-like
Exons: 7
Coding region: 402-2258 (618 amino acids)
Biological process (GO): regulation of salicylic acid mediated signaling pathway; plant-type hypersensitive response
Cellular component (GO): plasma membrane
Source: RefSeq, a predicted model, not a curated record
UGUUCUUCAGUCAACAACGCAUGUGAGUUGGAGCAUCUGUGGUCAGUCCGGAGCAAAUGUAGAAAAUGCGUAUUCUGAUUGAAUUUCUUCGCUACACCCCCUCUCUCUAUCUACACGUCACUUUCUCUCUCUACACUCCUCUCCGGCAUGAAUUUCAACAAGAAGUUAACGUCACUGCCUUUCUAAAAAUCAAUCAAUUGCACAGCAUGAGACGAAACUUCUGGUCAAACCAGCACUCCUUCCCUUCUAUGGCAUUUGACCGCCAUCAAAUUUCAAUAUUCAUCCCAACCUAACUCAAUACAUAGACCCUAGCCAGCUCAGAUGGGCUAUUCUUCAUCUUCACCGUUUUCGUUUUCUAGCUCUCUUGCUUGUUGAACGACUCCGAUUUGUGGCAUCUGAAGAUGACCAUGUUUGAAGCAAUCGAAGAGCCUAAGAAGAGGAUCGAGAUCAGAGCGUUAGAUGCUCUGGGGUUAGGGUUUGAUCUGGCGAGCGAUUUCAGGCUGAAGUUUGCCAAAGGGUGUUCGGAUGGUGGAAGGUUGGUGGUGAUUGAUGAAGGCAAUAAGAGAGACAUUGUGAUUCCUGGAGGGGGUGUGGUGCGAGAUGUACCGGAGGAUAUUCGGUGCGAUAAAGGGGACCGGAUUCGGUUCAAGUCCGAUGUCCUUGAAUUCAAUCAGAUGUCAGAGUUACUUAAUCAGAGAUCUUCAGUACAAGGAAAAAUACCUUCAGGCUAUCUUAAUGCUAUUUUUGAUUUAAGUGGAUCCUGGUUCAAUGAUGCUGCUGAUGCGAGAUAUCUUGCUUUUGAUGGUUACUUCAUCUCACUGUACUAUUUGCACCUAACGGCAUCUCCACUGGUACUCCAAGACAAAGUAAAGAAUUCUGUUCCAUCUCACUGGAAUCCAGAAUCAUUAGCUAGGUUCAUCCAGACUUAUGGAACGCAUGUAAUUGUGGGGAUGGGUGUUGGAGGUCAAGAUUUACUUUGUGUUAAGCAGAAACCUUCCUCAUCAAUUCCUCCUGCUGAACUUAAAGGAUAUUUGGAGGAUCUUGGAGAUUGUCUAUUUUCAGAUGGAAGGAGCCCUUCUCUGCUAGAGAGGAAGACAAGAGAUGGUAAACAAAAGGUCCCUGAGGUCUUUAAUCGUAUGUUGCAAUCACAUACCAUGCAAUUUACCAGUGUAACAGAAACAUCAAGCAAAGAUGGCCUCACUAUUAUUUGGUCAAAAAGAGGAGGGGAUGUGUUUUCGCAAAGCCACUCCAAGUGGCUCCAGACUGUGGCAGCUAACCCCGAAGCAAUUCUCUUUAAAUUUGUUCCAAUCACUUCUCUCCUUACUGGGAUAUCAGGGAGUGGCUAUCUUAGUCAUGCAAUCAACUUGUAUUUACGCUACAAGCCUUCUGUAGAGGAUUUGCAAUACUUUUUGGAGUUCCAAGUUCCUAGACAAUGGGCACCUUUGUUUUGUGAGCUACCUCUUAGGCAUCAAAGAAAAAAGGCCUAUUGCCCUUCACUGCAGUUCAGUUUCAUGGGUCCAAAGAUUCAUGUUAGUUCUACCAAGGUUUCAAGUGUUCAAAAACCGGUUAUUGGCCUGCGCUUGUACUUAGAAGGGAAGAAAAGCAACUGGUUGGCAAUACACAUACAGCAUCUCUCAAGUCUUCCAAAUAUAAUGACAUCUGCUAGCGCCGCUGAGAUGAGGCCAUGCGAGUGGCGAGGUUCAGAUGAUUAUGAAGCUAAGGACCAAUUCCUAGAACCAGUCAAAUGGAAGAGAUACUCGAAUGUGUGCUCAUCGGUGGUUAAGCAUGACCCAAACUGGAUACAGGGAGAAUUGGGUGGUGGUGUUUUCGUUGUAACUGGUGCACAGCUCAUCAGCAAGGGAAAAUGGCCAAAGACAGUUCUUCACCUUCGUCUGCUGUAUACCCACCUACCCAACUUUACCGUCAGGAAAACAGAGUGGGCUGCCGCACCAGAAGCUUCUCGCAAGUCAAGCUUCCUGACAAAUCUAAGUACGACUUUCACAUUCACUCAGCGGACAAUAACCGAUGGACCGAAGCAGCUUCCUGCUGCAAUGAACUCCGGUGUAUAUCCAGACGGCCCACCAGUUCCAGUUCGCUCAACAAAGUUACUUAAAUUUGUGGAUACAGCGGAGGUUGUGCGAGGCCCACAUGACACCCCCGGACAUUGGUUGGUAACAGCUGCUAAGCUAGUUACCGACGGUGGUAAGAUUGGCUUGCAUGUAAAGUUUGCAUUAUUGGAAAAUUCACAGGAAUCAUAGUUUCAUUGUGUACAUGUGAUGUGACUGGGAUGUAAUUUAGGUAAAUUAUUUUCUUUGGUUUUUUGGUUCAUUUUAGUUUUAUUUUCAUCUGAAGAUAACUUUGAGGAUAAAAUUUCACAGCUUUGUACAGAAGAAGCAAAUACUUAGAGAGUAGAUGCAAUUAGGAGUUUUUCCCCUUAUACAAUUUCUUGUGUUUCACUGAUUUAUACUAUAUGUAUAAGAAGUUGAUUUUUGUAAAUUAUUAAAGUGUGUGCGCGCGCGCGCGCGCGUCUUUUAACCGUA